CAUUUCCUAGAUUUUAAUUUAUUUGUAUAUUGUAGAUUUUAUGCUGUUGAGGUAGCUUUGGCUUUAUUCUUUUUACAUGAACGUCGUAUUAUUUAUCGUGAUUUGAAAUUGGAUAAUAUUUUAUUGGAUAUGGAGGGUCAUGUUAAGCUAACCGAUUUUGGUUUAUCCAAGGAUAAUAUAUCUGAAAAUGAUACAACAAAGACAUUUUGUGGCACUAGUUCUUAUAUGGCUCCAGAGAUUAUCUCGUGUGAACCGUAUAAUCAUACUGUUGAUUGGUGGGCCUAUGGUGUUUUAUUGUAUGAAAUGAUGGCCGGUCAACAGCCUUUUGAGGGUGAUGAUGAUAAUACCAUUUUCAAGAAUGCCAAAGAAAAGAAGGCUGUUUUUCCGAAACAUUUUACUCAAGAAUCAAUGGAUAUUAUAACUAGUUUCUUGGCUAAGAAACCCAAUAAUCGUUUGGGUGCUGGUAGAUUUGCCCGCACCGAAAUACAAACUCAUCCCUUUUAUCAGGGUGUUGAUUGGGAAAUGGCUGAAGCUAAAGAUUGGAUUGAUCCUCCCAUUGUGCCUAAUAUUAAACAUCGCAAGGAUAUUGGUAAUUUUGAUCAAACUUUCACCAAGGAGAAAACUGAUUUAACUCCUACCGACAAAUUGUUUAUGAUGAAUUUGGAUCAAAAUGAUUUCAUUGGUUUUUCCUAUAUGAAUCCAGAGUUUAUAACAAUGAUAUAAAAUUUAAAGAAAAUUUUGGAAGAAACAUGAAAUUUUGAAAAUGUUUAGCAAUUAUGAAAACAAUUAUGAAAAGUAUUUAAAGAAAUAAAGAAUUUAAACAAAAGUCAUGCAUAUUAAA
This is a messenger RNA of Lucilia cuprina (Australian sheep blowfly), 841 nucleotides long. Its product is annotated as protein kinase C, eye isozyme. Lineage: Eukaryota; Metazoa; Arthropoda; Insecta; Diptera; Calliphoridae. The record is from RefSeq and is a predicted model, not a curated record. Gene Ontology annotation, biological process: protein phosphorylation. Gene Ontology annotation, molecular function: protein serine/threonine kinase activity; ATP binding. The annotation marks the transcript as partial. The transcript has 4 exons.